CGCGGCCUCGUUUCCGGCCGACUAAUCAGGACUAAUCUGCGGGUUGGCGGUUGUUCGGGAGCCGUGAGAGCGCGAGUAGUGAGAGCGGCGCCUGGAGCCCGGGGUGCGGCGGCAGCGAGGGAGCGGCGGCGGGUGUGAGGGAGCGCGAGGCAGCGAGGAGGCGGGAGCGCCGAGCGGAGCCCAGCCGAGCGGCUGCUGAUUCCAAGAUGGCGUCGUGAGGUCCCGCCGCCAUUUGCAGCAGCGCUGGGACCCCGGGGCUCGGAGUCGGCAGUCGGUGGGCCCGGAGCGGAGCCGCUUGUCGCAGCGCCAUGUUGAGUCUGCACCGAGGAGGAGGAGGAGGAAUCGGACGGCAGAGCGCGGCGGAGCAGUGAGCGGGAGGAGCCGAGCACAGCAGCCACAGCCCCCAGUGAGAGCCACACACCGCGAGCGAGAGAGAGAGAGAGCGAGAAAGCGAGGAGGCCGCAGCCGCCACUCACACCAGGCCAGGCCAGGCCGAGCCCGAGCCGAGAGCAGGCCGUGCCGGGCCGUGCCGUGCCGCGGGCGCACACACUGACCGACUGACUGUGACGGGGAGACGAACGGUUUUCUUUUUCCAGUAUAAGAAAGGGGAAUAAUGACCAUUUCCCGCUUUCCUCAGCUGACCGCCCCGACCAGCAAUGAAUCUUGACUCGUUAUCGCUGGCCUUGUCUCAAAUCAGCUACCUUGUGGAUAACCUGACCAAGAAGAACUACAAGUCCAGCCAGCAGGAGAUCGCUCAUAUCGUGAACCGACACGGGCCCGAGGCAGACAGACAUUUGUUACGCUGUCUAUUCUCGCAUGUGGAUUUCAGUGGCGAUGGUAAAAGUAGCGGCAAGGAUUUCCAUCAGACUCAGUUUCUGAUUCAGGAGUGUGCGUCACUGAUCACCAAGCCGAACUUUAUCUCGACGCUGUGCUACGCCAUUGACAAUCCAUUGCACUAUCAGAAGAGUCUGAAACCUUCACCCCAUCUGUUUACGCAGCUUAGUAAAGUUCUCAAGUUAAGUAAGGUCCAGGAGGUUAUCUUUGGCCUUGCCUUGCUGAAUUCUUCUAGCUCGGAUCUGCGAGGAUUUGCUCUCCAGUUUGUGAAACAGAAGCUUCCAGAUCUCCUGCGAUCUUACAUCGACGCGGACGUAGGUGGGAACCAAGAAGGUGGCUUUCAAGAUAUUGCAAUAGAGGUCCUGCACCUGCUCCUCUCCCAUCUCCUUUUCGGGCAGAAAGGAGCAUUUGGUGUUGGACAGGAACAGAUUGACGCUUUCCUUAAAACAUUGCGCAGAGAUUUCCCGCAGGAGCGCUGCCCUGUGGUGCUUGCACCACUGCUAUAUCCUGAAAAACGGGACAUUCUGAUGGACAGGAUCCUGUCUGAUUCGGGAGGGAUAGCGAAAACCAUGAUGGACAGCUCACUAGCAGAUUUCAUGCAAGAAGUAGGCUACGGGUUUUGUACCAGUGCUGAAGAAUGUCGCAACAUCAUCCUGCAGUUCGGGGUUCGGGAGAUGACAGCCUCUCAGGUUGCCAGGGUAUUGGGAAUGAUGGCUCGCACACAUUCAGGUCUCACGGACGGAAUUCCUUUGCAAUCCAUCUCUAGCCCUGGAAGUGGAAUCUGGAGUGACGGGAAGGACAAAAGUGACUCGGCACAGGCCCACACCUGGAAUGUAGAAAUAUUUAUUGAUGUUGUGAAAGAAUUGAAUCCAAAUCUGAAUUUCAAAGAGGUGACCUAUGAGCUGGAUCACCCAGGAUUCAUUCUUCGGGACAGCAAAGGGCUCCAGAUUGUGGUGUAUGGCAUCCAAAAGGGCAUGGGAAUCGAGGUCUUCCCUGUGGAUCUGAUUUACAGGUCGUGGAAACAUGCAGAAGGACAGCUCUCCUUUAUUCAGCAUUCGCUUAUGAACCCGGAUGUGUUCUGUUUUGCUGACUACCCCUGUCACACAGUGGUCACAGACAUCCUGAAAGCCCCUCCAGAGGAUGACAACCGGGAAAUUGCCACAUGGAAAAGUCUGGACCUUAUAGAAACCUUACUACGACUUUCAGAGCUGGGACAGUAUGAGCAGGUCAAACAGCUCUUCAGCUUUCCCAUCAAACACUGUCCGGACAUGCUGGUACUGGCCUUACUGCAGAUCAACCCAACCUGGCACACACUGCGCCAUGAGCUAAUUUCCACCUUGAUGCCAAUUUUCUUGGGCAAUCAUCCCAACUCUGCCAUCAUCUUGCACUACGCAUGGCACGGACAGGGCCAAUCUCCCUCAAUCCGACAGCUGAUCAUGCACGCAAUGGCAGAGUGGUAUAUGCGUGGUGAGCAGUAUGACCAGGCCAAGCUUUCACGCAUUCUAGAUGUAGCUCAAGACUUGAAGGCCUUGUCCAUGCUGCUAAAUGGUACUCCGUUUGCCUUUGUUAUUGACCUUGCUGCACUUGCGUCUCGCCGAGAAUACCUCAAACUUGAUAAAUGGCUGACUGAUAAAAUCCGAGAGCAUGGGGUAAGAGAGCGAUGUCACACUUUACAAAAAGAGCCAUUCAUCCAGGCAUGUGUGACCUUCCUGAAGAGGCGCUGUCCCUCCAUCAUGGGCGGACUGGCCCCUGAAAAGGAACAGCCCAAAAGUGCACAACUCCCUCCAGAAACACUGGCUACCAUGUUGAUGUGCCUACAGGCUUGUGCAGGGAGCGUCUCCCAGGAGCUCUCUGAGACCAUCCUCACAAUGGUGGCCAACUGUGGCAACGUGGUGAACAAAGCUCGGCAGCCACCUCCUGGUGUGAUGCCUAAGGUCCGAGUCCCGAGUACCAGCAGCAUAGAGACCAUGUCACCUGUACAGAUUGACCCUUUGUCUGGUAUCGCCUCGUUAACAAUUGGAGGAUCAGCUGCAUCUCACACGGGGAGCAUGUCGGCCUUCUCUACAAAUAUGAAUUCUGCAUUCAACACCCCUCAAUCACCAGCGAAAGCCUUUCCUCCACUCUCAACAAACAACCAGACAACGCCCUUCAGUGGAAUCGGAGGUCUUCCUUCCCAACUGCCAGGUGGUUUGGGGACAGGGAGCCUGACUGGCAUGGGAACAGGUGGCCUCGGACUGCAAACUGUGAACACUGACCCCUUUGGACAACGGAAGAUGAGCACAUCUGGAUUGAACCCACAGACAUUCCAGCAGAGUAAGAUGAAACCUUCUGACCUCUCUCAGGUAUGGCCAGAGGCAAAUCAGCACUUUAGCAAGGAGAUCGACGAUGAGGCAAACAGCUACUUCCAGCGCAUCUACAAUCACCCGCCACACCCGACAAUGUCUGUGGAUGAGGUUCUGGAAAUGCUACAGAGGUUCAAGGAUUCCAGCAUCAAGCGUGAACGGGAAGUGUUUAACUGUAUGCUGCGGAACCUGUUUGAGGAGUAUCGCUUCUUCCCCCAGUACCCAGACAAAGAGCUGCAUAUCACAGCCUGCCUCUUCGGUGGCAUCAUUGAGAAGGGGCUGGUCACUUACAUGGCCCUGGGGCUUGCACUACGCUAUGUUCUUGAAGCUUUACGCAAACCCUUUGACUCCAAGAUGUACUACUUUGGCAUUGCUGCACUAGACAGAUUUAAAAAUAGAUUGAAGGACUAUCCUCAGUAUUGUCAGCACUUGGCUUCUAUUGGCCACUUUUUGCAGUUCCCACAUCAUUUGCAGGAGUAUAUUGAGUAUGGCCAGCAGUCCCGAGACCCUCCUGUGAAGAUGCAGGGUAGUAUUACAACCCCUGGCAGCAUUGCCUUGGCCCAGGCUCAAGCCCAGGCUCAAGCCCAGAAUAAGACUCCUCUGGCCAGGCAGGUCAGCACCAUUGUCCCCACAUCCACUACCAGCACCGUGACCAAAACCACUACAGUCACCCGGCCCACCGGAGUCAGCUUUAAGAAGGACGUUCCACCCUCCAUUAAUACAACUAACAUCGAGACGUUGUUAGUGGCCACAGACCAGGCAGAGAGAAUAGUGGAACCGCCUGAGAACAUUCAGGAGAAAGUGGCUUUCAUCUUCAACAACCUCUCACAAUCCAAUAUGACACAGAAGGUGGAGGAGCUGAAGGAGACUGUGAAGGAUGAAUUUAUGCCUUGGGUAUCCCAAUAUUUGGUCAUGAAGAGGGUUAGCAUUGAGCCUAACUUCCACAGCCUCUACUCAAAUUUCAUGGACACUUUGAAAAAUCCAGAGUUCAAUAAAAUGGUGCUCAUCGAAACCUAUAGAAACAUCAAGGUACUGCUGACCUCUGACAAAGCUGCUGCUAACUUUUCAGACCGGUCCCUACUGAAGAACCUGGGCCACUGGUUGGGCAUGAUUACAUUAGCCAAAAAUAAGCCCAUUUUACACAUUGAUCUGGAUGUCAAAUCAUUGCUUCUGGAAGCGUAUGUGAAGGGUCAGCAAGAAAUGCUCUACGUAGUCCCUUUUGUUGCCAAAGUUUUAGAAUCCAGCGUGCGGAGUAUGGUGUUCAGGCCCCCCAAUCCAUGGACAAUGGCCAUCAUGAAUGUAUUAGCAGAGCUGCAUCAGGAGCAUGAUCUAAAGUUAAAUCUCAAGUUUGAGAUUGAGGUGCUGUGUAAAAACCUGGCUCUGGACAUCAAUGACCUGAAGCCUGGCAACUUACUGAAGGACAAAGAGAAACUGAAAAAUCUGGAAGAGCAGCUUUCUGCUCCGAAGAGAGAGUGCAAACUGCCCGAGGACCUUCCUGUGGUGGUCACAACAGCUGCUCCGGUGCCUGCCGCCACCACCACAACGUGCACAGUAACUGGCCCACCACAGCCUCAGUUCAGCUACCACGACAUUAAUGUCUACUCACUCGCAGCCUUGGCUCCUCACAUCACCGUGAAUCCAAAUAUCCCGUUGUUCCAGGCACACCCUCAGCUGAAGUCGUAUGUCCGACAGGCGAUCGAGCGCGCUGUGCAGGAGCUUGUCCAUCCUGUCGUGGACCGUUCCAUCAAGAUCGCCAUGACGACCUGUGAACAGAUUGUCAGGAAAGACUUUGCCUUGGAUUCGGAGGAGUCCCGCAUGCGGGUGGCAGCACAUCACAUGAUGCGGAACCUGACUGCGGGCAUGGCGAUGAUCACCUGCAGGGAACCCUUGCUAAUGAGCAUUGCUACCAACCUCAAGAAUAAUUUUGCCAGUGCCAUCCGGGCUGCGUCCCCACAGCAGAGGGAGAUGAUGGAACAAGCGGCUGCACAGAUCGCACAAGACAACUGUGAGCUGGCGUGCUGCUUCAUUCAGAAAACCGCAGUGGAAAAGGCAGGACCCGAAAUGGAUAAAAGGCUUGCGACUGAGUUUGAACUGCGUAAGCACGCGAGGCAGGAGGGUCGGCGUUACUGUGACCCUGUGGUGCUCACUUACCAGGCUGAACGAAUGCCCGAGCAAAUCCGACUAAAGGUAGGCGGUGUCGAUCCCAAACAAUUAGCCGUGUACGAAGAGUUUGCACGUAACAUCCCAGGAUUCCUACCCAGCAAUGACAUCUCACAGCCCACAGGCUUCCUGGCAAAGCCUAUGCAGCAGGCCUGGGCGACUGAUGACAUAGCACAGAUCUACGAUAAGUGUAUCACAGAACUGGAGCAGCAUCUUCAUGCUAUUCCUCCCGGCCUGGCCAUGAACCCCCAGGCCCAGGCGCUGCGUAACCUACUGGAGGGCAUGGUGAUGGCCAGGAACUCCCGGGAUGCCAUUGCUGCCCUCGGUCUCUUGCAGAAGGCUGUGGAGGGGCUGUUGGAUGCCACAAGUGGUGCAGACCCAGAUCUCUUGCUCCGUUAUCGGGAGUGCCACUUACUGGUGCUGAAAGCCCUGCAGGAUGGUCGUGCCUAUGGAUCCCAGUGGUGCAACAAUAAAAUCACAAGGUGUCUCAUUGAGUGCCGUGACGAGUACAAGUACAAUGUGGAGGCUGUGGAGCUGCUGAUCAGACACCACCUGGUGAACAUGCAGCAGUACGACAUCCACCUGGCUCAGUCGAUGGAGAAUGGUCUGAACUACAUGGCGGUGGCCUUUGCCAUGCAGCUGGUGAAGAUCCUGCUGGUGGAUGAGAGAAGCAUCAGUCACGUCACCGAGGCCGAUCUGUUCAACACCAUUGAAACACUCAUGAGGAUCAGUGCUCAUUCCAGGGGAAAUGCCCCUGAAGGAUCCACAAAAGCAUUACGGAUAGUCCUUAGAAGGUUGCCACAGCUGAUGGACUUGCUCCGCGCUAACUAUGAGGCUAUGAUGGACAGGGCCCACGGGGGCCCCAACUUCAUGAUGCACUCAGGGAUCUCCCAGGCCUCGGAGUACGACGACCCGCCCGGCCUCCGGGAGAAGGCUGAGUACUUGCUGAGGGAAUGGGUCAAUCUGUACCACUCCGCCGCGGCGGGCCGGGACAGCACCAAAGCCUUUUCUGCUUUUGUUGGACAGAUGCACCAGCAAGGCAUUCUGAAGACUGACGAUCUGAUCACUCGCUUCUUCCGCCUGUGCACGGAGAUGUGUGUGGAGAUUAGUUAUCGUGCACAACAGGAGCAGCAGCACAACCCCACCGCCAACCCCACCAUGAUCCGAGCCAAGUGCUACCACAACCUGGACGCAUUUGUCAGGCUCAUCGCCCUGCUGGUCAAGCACUCCGGAGAGGCCACCAACACUGUCACCAAAAUCAACCUCCUCAACAAGGUGUUGGGGAUUGUUGUGGGAGUCCUGCUGCAGGAUCAUGAGGUGCGUCAGAGUGAGUUUCAGCAACUGCCGUAUCACCGCAUCUUCAUCAUGCUGCUGCUCGAGCUGAACGCUCCAGAGCACGUUCUGGAGACCAUCAACUUCCAGACACUGACUGCUUUCUGCAACACAUUCCACAUUUUGCGGCCUACUAAAGCUCCUGGCUUCGUCUAUGCCUGGCUGGAACUGAUCUCCCACAGGAUCUUCAUUGCAAGAAUGCUGGCGCAUACACCUCAACAGAAGGGCUGGCCCAUGUAUGCCCAGUUGCUAAUUGAUCUGUUCAAGUUCUUGGCUCCUUACUUAAGGAAUGUGGAGUUGACAAAACCUAUGCAAAUUCUUUACAAGGGCACACUUCGUGUCUUACUGGUUCUUUUGCAUGACUUUCCGGAGUUCCUGUGUGACUACCAUUAUGGCUUCUGUGAUGUGAUCCCACCCAACUGUAUCCAGCUGCGGAACCUGAUCCUGAGUGCCUUCCCACGCAACAUGCGGCUGCCAGAUCCCUUCACUCCCAACCUGAAGGUGGAUAUGCUGAGCGAAAUCAACAUUGCUCCUCGGAUACUGACCAACUUCACCGGAGUGAUGCCACCUCAGUUUAAGAAGGACCUGGACUCCUAUUUGAAGACCCGUUCUCCAGUCACCUUCCUGUCUGAGCUGCGCAGCAACCUGCAGGUCUCAAACGAACCUGGCAAUCGGUACAACAUUCAGCUAAUCAACGCACUGGUGCUGUAUGUGGGCACGCAGGCGAUCGCUCACAUCCACAACAAGGGCAGCACCCCCUCCAUGAGCACCAUCACCCACUCAGCCCACAUGGACAUCUUCCAGAACCUGGCUGUGGACCUCGAUACAGAAGGUAAAGAACUGAAAAACGGCAAAAGCUACAAUGGUCGGUACUUGUUCCUGAACGCCAUCGCCAACCAGCUGCGUUACCCCAACAGCCACACUCACUACUUCAGCUGCACCAUGCUCUACCUGUUUGCUGAGGCCAACACUGAGGCCAUUCAGGAGCAGAUCACCAGGGUGCUGCUGGAGCGGCUGAUUGUGAACAGGCCGCACCCGUGGGGGCUCCUCAUCACUUUCAUCGAGCUGAUUAAAAAUCCAGCGUUCAAGUUCUGGAACCAUGAGUUCGUCCACUGUGCUCCUGAGAUUGAGAAAUUGUUCCAGUCUGUAGCUCAGUGCUGUAUGGGACAGAAGCAGGCACAGCAAGUAAUGGAAGGCACUGGUGCCAGCUAAAACUAUGAAGAAAUGUUCCAUACUGUGGACAUGCAACAUGGAGAGUGAUGAGCAGCCCACUGUUUUCUUGAAACUGACGUUGGUUGUGUAAAUUGCAGGUUCUUCCAAUCCGAUGCAGUCCUCUGCACAAGUCAGACAUAGGAAAAGCCGCUGGUGAAGGGCUACAUGUUGGACAUGUUGUUUUCAUUUGUCACUUGGCCAAAAAAAAGCAAAUGCUGUGAAUAUCAUUUGAAAUGAUAUAAAAACACAAUGUAAAUAAAAGGGAGUGCAACCUCAAACUGGACUUUCUCCAUCUGUGCAAAUUGUAUUAAAGACUUCAACCCAGUCAUUACUGUUGGCAGCUGAUGAGACUUAGAUUGAAGGGCGUCUGGGACGGAUUUUCCCCAUUCCCCCCUCCCCCACCACGUCCCCUCCACUCUCCGAAGAUCUUACAGGAGCUGCUCUUCAUCUUGUGGGGAAGCAAUAUCAACUCCUCUAGUCCUACACACAAACUACAGCCCAGUGGUAUGGAUAUGCAGUAUGGUUUGCAAAAAAGUCAUCUGUUUGCCUUUAUAUUUUUAUUUUGAAGCAUUUUGUCUGAAGACGCCGAGCAGCUCCUCUUAAACGAAAGGGGGUCCCGGGCUCUGCGGGGUCCUUAAUGCGAAGGGAAAUAAGAGGUUCUCCCUGAAUUCUGUAAAUUGUGGGAUAAAGAGCCAGUUUUGCGGCACGAAGUCUAUUAAGUUUGUAAAAAAGAACCAAGGACCAAUACAGGCCAUUUUGUAAGGAUUUUGAAUGUUGUUUUGUAAAUGUAUUGGUCCAUGUGUUGUAUUUUGUAGUCUUUGUAGUUUCCUUGGCUCUAGUUCUGCCACUUAACUCUCUUGUAUGUAAGCAUAUUGUAGUUAAUGCAUUAAAACCCAUGACAUCA
Molecule: messenger RNA, 8784 nt
Organism: Callorhinchus milii (elephant shark)
Lineage: Eukaryota; Metazoa; Chordata; Chondrichthyes; Chimaeriformes; Callorhinchidae
Gene: cnot1
Product: CCR4-NOT transcription complex, subunit 1
Exons: 49
Coding region: 657-7880 (2407 amino acids)
Biological process (GO): nuclear-transcribed mRNA catabolic process, deadenylation-dependent decay
Cellular component (GO): P-body; CCR4-NOT core complex
Molecular function (GO): molecular adaptor activity
Source: RefSeq, a predicted model, not a curated record